Poecilia reticulata (guppy) is the source of this 2342-nucleotide messenger RNA. RefSeq names its product myotubularin-related protein 9. Gene Ontology annotation, molecular function: protein phosphatase binding. Lineage: Eukaryota; Metazoa; Chordata; Actinopteri; Cyprinodontiformes; Poeciliidae. The record is from RefSeq and is a predicted model, not a curated record. Gene Ontology annotation, biological process: negative regulation of autophagy; phosphatidylinositol dephosphorylation. Gene Ontology annotation, cellular component: cytoplasm.
ACUUAAAUGUCACAUCAUACUGGGUCGCUUUUUUGUCUCAGGAAACGCGCACUUCCGUCUUUUGUUGCCUCAAGCAACUCAUUUUCCAUUUCCACACUAGAAACCAGCUUAACAAGAAGUUACAGUAAAAAGUGAACCCGCAUUUGGUUCAGCUAUGUUCAGGCAAAUAUGAAGUUUCUUCUAUUUUUAGACGCCUUAUCGUCAAACCAGCAGCGCAACUGCAAGACAGCCCAGUUAGCUCUGGGUGCAGAAGAGGAAGCUUGCUUUCAUUUUUUCUUAAACAGAAACGAGUAGGUGAUUUGAAGUGAAGUGCGGGGGGAGUAGAAAGAAGAAAAGUUCGUUUCUGUGAGGGUUUUUCCUGAAGUCUGAGGAGACUGAUGGAGUUUUCUGACCACAUCAAGACGGCCAACGUGGAGGAUGUUGUGCUCCGUCAGCCGCUGCACCCACCGAGCAGAGGGACCCUGUGCAUCACCGGUCACCACCUGCUCUUCUCGGACAGGGAGGAGGGAAGCUCCAGGCAGAUUCUGCUUCUGCUCAGGAAUAUCGAUGCCAUUGAGAAAAGUGUGGAAAACCUUUUGGGCUAUUCCGGCUUCCUCUCAAAAGCAGCCCACAGUGACAGGACGCCUGGAUCCUCCGGGACAAUCACCAUCAAGUGCAAAGAUCUGCGCGUGCUUCAGCUGGACAUUCCAGGCAUGGAGCAGUGCCUCAACAUUGCACACUCGAUUGAGACCCUGUCCUGUCUGGACAAUGUGUCGGAGAUGUAUCCUUUCUUUUACAGGCCCAAUGACCUCAGCCUGCGGGAGCAGUGGGGUCUCUCAACCCCUGAAAAACACUACACUCAAAUUAAGGAACUUCAUAAGAAAUGGAGGUUGAGCAGCGUGAACAAAACCUACUCUGUGUGCCCUUCCUAUCCUCCAGUAGUCAUUGUUCCAAACAGCAUCGACGAUGAAACGCUGAAGAAAGUGGCCAAAUUUAGGCAGGGUGGACGCUUCCCUGUCCUGUGCUACUAUCAUCGAAAGAAUGGCAUGGUGAUCAUGCGCAGCAGCCAGCCGCUGACGGGUGCCAACAAGAAACGCUGCAAGGAAGACGAACUCCUCCUUCAGGUUGUGAUUGAGGACUCAGAUAAAGGUUUCAUUAUUGACACUCGUUCAAGUCAGCAGGUUCAGCAGGCUCGGAUGACAGGCGGCGGCUUUGAGUCCAAAUCGUGCUACAGCCGCUGGAAGAGGCUUCACAAACAGAUGGAAAGGGGUAAGGCUCUGCAGGAGAGCCUGAUUAAACUGGUGGAAGCCUGCGGAGAUGAGUCCCACAACGUGGACCGCUGGCUCAGUAAGCUGGAGAAUUCAAAAUGGCUCUCUCACGUCCAGACUGCUCUGUCCGCAGCUGGCCUGCUGGUAGAGUGUGUGGAGAGGGAUGGUCAUUCAGCGCUGGUCCACGGCUAUGAAGGUACAGACUGCACUUUACUCAUCUGCACUCUGGCCCAACUCAUCAUGGACCCGAGCUGCCGCACGCUGGAGGGUUUCCUGGCUCUCCUGGACAGGGAGUGGCUGCAGGCAGGACAUCCAUUCCAGCAGCGGUGUGCCCAUUCAGCCUACUCCCACGCUCGCCUCCAGCAGGAGUCUCCAAUCUUCCUGCUGCUGCUGGACUGCGUUUGGCAGCUGUGGCGUCAGUUCCCCCUGGCGCUGGGUUUCUCUGAGGCGCUGCUCCUCAGACUGGCAAACGAGGUCUACGCUUCAGACUACGGCACGUUUCUGUGCAACAAUGACCAGGAAAGGUGUGCCCUAGAAGUGAAGGACAGGACUCACUGUUUGUUCCAGGCCUUGCUGAGGCCGCCUGAGCGGGAUUACUACUCAAACCCUCUGUAUGAACCCAACGAGCUGGCAAUCUGGCCCUCUGUUCACCCACAGUCCCUGCAGCUCUGGAGAGGCUUUUUCCUGAGGUGGACGCAGCAGGCGCGACAUCUUGAGGCAGUUCAGGAGGAAAUAAGGAGCAUGGUCAUUGAGUGGCACAGGGUGACACAGAGGUGACACCUCUACAAAGAAAUUAGGAUUUGAAAGAGAAAAUUAUUUCACAAAGCCAUAUUUGAAUUUUUUCCAUGUUUAAAUGUACUGUAUUUUUUUCCCGCCUUCAUAAAUCCUUUUUUAUGAAUCCUUUUUUUCUAAGAAUUGAGUGUUGUCGUCAUUUAUAUAUUUUUUUCCUUAGAAUUUAUUUAUUUUUUUAAAAUACAGAUCAUUAGUAUGGAUUGUUAUGAGACAGUAUUGGAUUAAAGCAUCUGGGAAUUAUUAAUACCUGCCUUAGUACAAUGUAAGAGCAAAUAAAUUUAUUAAACCUUAAUCAAACCUUCA